Messenger RNA from Rosa chinensis, 1527 nucleotides. RefSeq names its product WD repeat-containing protein 43. Gene Ontology annotation, cellular component: nucleolus. The transcript has 7 exons. Gene Ontology annotation, biological process: maturation of SSU-rRNA from tricistronic rRNA transcript (SSU-rRNA, 5.8S rRNA, LSU-rRNA). Bases 585 to 1415 code for a protein of 276 amino acids. The record is from RefSeq and is a predicted model, not a curated record. NCBI's taxonomy places the organism in Eukaryota, Viridiplantae, Streptophyta, Magnoliopsida, Rosales, Rosaceae.
AUGAAUGUUGUGGGUAAACGAUAAUGUAUGAAAUGCUAUGUAUGGACUAUGGACUGAAUGAUGAGUGCUAUUAGUAAUACAUUGCUGCAUGAAAUGUGAUGAAUACUUGUAUAAAUGGUAAUGAUAAUGAAGAUGAAACUGAGUUUUGGUUGAAUUGUGAAUGAUAAAUGAUUAUACAUGGAUGCUAAUGAUAAAUGAUAAUGGUUAAUGAACUGUCAAAUGUGGAUGAAGGGUCCUGAUGAUUAAUGUAUAGUUGUAUACUUGUGAUUACUGAACUGUGAAUGAAGGCUGCUUAUGUGAUGUAUGGAGUGAUAAAUGAGUAAUGAUAAAUGAAGGCUAUCUUGCUGGAAAUGUAUUGACUGUUGUUUUUAUAAUGAAUUGGAAAUCGACAAAUUUGUUUUUUUUCAUGUUUGUGUAGAUGACAUCUUCUUCUAGUAGCUUGAGUACCCCUUCAAUAUGCAGCAACCUUAAUCCCACCUCAACUUUAGCUGCAGCUCAGCCUUCAAACCCAAACGUAGACCCAAACCCUGACCUAACUAUCAUCCCUGAAGUAGAGUCGCAGUCAGUCCCAACCAUUCCUACUGAUGAAGGGCAGGAUAAUACAUUGCCUGUUAGGGCAGAAUCAGAAGAUGAAGACUAAAAAGUCAAGUAAGAAGCGUGCAGCACUGGAGCUAGAUACUCCGGCUAUUAAAGACAAGGUUGAAAUUGGUCAUGGAGAGACUGCAGAUGGAGUCCUUGUUGAUCAGGAUUUGAACGAACCAACCAUGGGAGAAAAACUUGCUAGUUUGAAUAUAGUACCUGAUGAUAGAGUGGCGAGCCAAAAUAAAGAAGGCUCUUCUCUCCAUGCAAAGCCUCCGAGUGCAGACUCUGUUCAUAUUUUGCUCAAGCAAGCACUACAUGCUGAUGACCGUGCCCUUCUAUUCGAGUGCUUAUACACCCAAGAUGAGAAGGUCAUUGCAAAGUCUGUCUCUCAAUUGAAUCCAGCUGGUGUUUUGAAGCUCUUACAAUCUCUCAUAUCUCUUAUCGAGUCAAGGGGUGCAAUUUUGGCUUGUGCACUUCCAUGGCUGAGAAGUCUACUUCUUCAACACGCAAGUGGGAUAGUGUCUCAAGAAUCUUCUUUAAGUGCCUUGAACUCUUUAUAUCAGCUCAUUGAGUCCAGAGUUUCCACUUUUCAGUCAGCUCUUCAACUAUCAAGUGUUUUAGACUUGCUGUAUACAGGGGUUGUUGAUGAUUUGGAUGAUGAGAAUGGCACUACAGGUCCAGUUAUUUACGAGGACAAAGAUAGUGAUGAAGAGGAAUCUGAGGACGCCAUGGAGACUGAUCAAGACGAUGAAGAUGGUGAGGAUUUGGAUGCAGAACUUGGUGGUGUUAGCGACUUCGAAGGAAUUGAAGGACUUGAUGACUUGAGCGAUUGAUCCAACCUUUGAGAUGCAUUUUUGUUGUAUUAACUUAUCAGCAAGUUGUACCAAACUACCAAUGACAUUGGCAUUUAUAUGAAUGAAAUUUUGUUACAUGCUUAUCUUUUCA